GGAGGGGUCUGAACGGCGAGCUGGCCAGGACGCCUGGGUUCACGCAGGGCUCUGAGGACAGGGCACCCCCGCUGAGCCCCUCUCCCCACCCCGAGAGCUGUUUCCAUCACGUCAUUUGCGCCAACGGCUCCGGGCAGGAAACGCUGCGUCACGGCUUCGACCACUUCCCCCCCCAGCCGCGCCCGGCUCCCGACACGGCCCCCGCCAGCCAUGGGGCACCGCCCGGCCCGGCCCCCACGAGCCGCUGGCGCACCGGGCACCCUCUGCUGCCAGCCUUGACCCGAUCGCCGACGAUGCCCCCGUCUCUGCCCCCCAGCCCCCGGCUCCCGCCCCCCUCGCCGCCCCCCGCCCCGCCCUGCGCCGCCUGCCUGGCGCCCAUGGUGGCGCUGGCGGGGGUGGCCGGCCUCUUCGUGGUGCUCUCGGCCCUGCUGGGCGAGCGGCUCUUCCGGGGGGCCCGGGCUCGGCGGGUGCCCAGCGUCUGGCGCCGGGGCGGGGCGCUGUGGAUCGAGCCGGCGGCCCCGCCCCAGCAGGACCGAGCCCCCCAGGCGGAGACGGGCGACCUGUGGAUCCCGCGCCCCCCGCCCAGCGCCGAGGACUGGUACCGGGGGCCCGCCGGCAGCGCGGGCAGCGGCACCUCCAGCGGCGUCCACUCGGGGGCGCCGGAGAGCGCCGGCAGCACCGCGGCCUUGUGGGACGCCGAGGCACCGGCCUGGGGGGCCCAGCCCCACGUCACCCUGCAGGACAUCUCCGAGUUCUUCCGGCGCGGGGGGGGGAGGGGGCCGUGAGCACCGGGACCCCCCCCAAGAAGCAGGACUCACCCCAUGGAUGUUGGGGCAGAACUGAGAUUUUGGGGGGACACUUUGAAAAUUGAGGGGGCACAAGCCUGUUGAGGACCCCCCCACACUGUCCCCCACCAUGGGGCACAGAGGGGCCUGCCCUCCCCGCCUCCCCGGCCUGCUAUGGGGCACAGAGGGGCCUGCACCCCCCCAGCCUGCCGUGGGGCACAGAGGGGCCUGCACCCCCCGCCUCCCCAGCCCGCCAUGGGGCACAGAGGAGCCUGCACCCCCCAGCCUGCCGUGGGGCACAGAGGGGCCUGCACCCCUCCGCCUCCCCAGCCCGCCAUAGGGCACAGAGGGGCCUGCACCCCCCGCCUCCCCGGCCCGCCAUGGGGCACAGAGGGGCCUGCCCUCCCCGCCUCCCCGGCCUGCUAUGGGGCACAGAGGGGCCUGCACCCCCCCAGCCUGCCGUGGGGCACAGAGGGGCCUGCACCCCCCCGCCUCCCCAGCCCGCCAUAGGGCACAGAGGGGCCUGCACCCCCCGCCUCCCCGGCCCGCCAUGGGGCACAGAGGGGCCUGCACCCCCCGCCUCCCCGGCCCGCCAUGGGGCACAGAGGGGCCUGCCCCCCCUGUGAUGGAGUAGGAAGCACAGACUGCCUGUGCGGGGGAGGGGAGAGCCAGAGGUUUAGGUGAGAUGCAGG
This is a messenger RNA of Mauremys reevesii (Reeves's turtle), 1477 nucleotides long. RefSeq names its product chromosome 4 C16orf54 homolog (gene C4H16orf54). The record is from RefSeq and is a predicted model, not a curated record. The transcript has 2 exons. Bases 294 to 785 code for a protein of 163 amino acids. NCBI's taxonomy places the organism in Eukaryota, Metazoa, Chordata, Testudines, Geoemydidae.